This is a messenger RNA of Anopheles cruzii, 664 nucleotides long. It is a transcript of the gene Bet1, whose product is annotated as BET1 homolog. The coding region runs from base 172 to 531 and encodes 119 amino acids. Lineage: Eukaryota; Metazoa; Arthropoda; Insecta; Diptera; Culicidae. The transcript is spliced from 2 exons. The record is from RefSeq and is a predicted model, not a curated record. Gene Ontology annotation, molecular function: SNAP receptor activity. Gene Ontology annotation, biological process: endoplasmic reticulum to Golgi vesicle-mediated transport; vesicle fusion with Golgi apparatus. Gene Ontology annotation, cellular component: SNARE complex; Golgi trans cisterna.
ACGGAACCAGCUGGAAAGGGGUUUGCUAUCCCCCAGGAGAAUUACGGACACAGAUAGGGAUAAGGGCGCUCCCCGAGGGCUAUUCCACGAUAGCACAUUCCAUCCGUCGCCAGCCACCACCGAGACAAAGUGGCGAACUUUGGCGGAAGCAGUGGCAGCAGCAGUGGAAAGAUGCGCCGUUCGCAGGGCUACAACUACCAGCCCUUGCCCCAGCAGCCGCCGCCCGGGACCAGUGGGCAGGCCAGUGGCGAUGCACUCGAGGAGGAAAACGAACGGAUGGCCGAGGAGCUGAAGGGCAAAAUCGGUGCCCUCAAAUCGCUGACGAUCGACAUUGGAAACGAGGUACGCUACCAAGAUCGGUUGCUGCGUGGCAUGGACGAAGACAUGGACCGGACCGGGGGCUUCAUGUCCAACACGAUCAAUCGGGUGGUGCGGCUGGGGAAAGGCAGUCACCGUAACUACAUGUGCUACAUGUUUCUGUUCGUACUGGCCGUGUUCUUCGUGCUGUAUCUCAUCCUAAAACUGCGAUAAUAGUGAAUUCCAGACUAGCUAACCACCCCAUAAUCGUCCCCGUUAUGUAUAAACACCCCACUUUUUGAGUAUGUGUACCCCCGCGGAGUGUCCUUUGCCAAUCGUGCUCGGUAUUAAAGUUUUAAAAAAUGUG